CCCCCUCCACCCGAUCCCGAGGAGGAAGGCUUGUUAGAGGGUUGUUAGAGUCGCGGUCACCUGCAGGCAAAGAAAGCACCAUGAUCCGUACCGUGUUCUCUCGGACCCUCCCCGGACUGAGCCGUACACCCGUGUGUCACUACUCUGCGGCCGCCAUCCCUGCACCCAACACCCAGCCGGAGGUCCACUAUAACAAGCUCUUUAUCAACAACCAGUGGCACGAUGCGACGAGUGGGAAAACCUUCCCUACCAUCAACCCAGCGAGGGAAGUCAUCUGUCAGGUUGCAGAGGCUGAUGGGGCAGAUGUGGACAAGGCGGUGAAAGCAGCACGUGAUGCCUUCAGGUUGGGGUCACCGUGGCGACGGAUGGACGCCUCUCAUCGCGGCCUGCUUCUCAACCGAUUGGCCGAUGCCAUUGAGAGGGAUUCUGCCUACCUUGCUGAACUGGAGACCCUUGACAAUGGGAAGCCAUACACCAUCUCCUACGCUGUGGAUCUGCCCACCGUGGUGAAAUGUUUUAGGUACUACGCAGGCUGGGCUGACAAAUGGGAGGGAAAGACCAUCCCCAUCGACGGAGAUUAUUUCUGCUACACCAGACAUGAACCCAUCGGAGUCUGUGGACAGAUCAUACCGUGGAACUUCCCUCUGUUGAUGCAGGCCUGGAAACUUGCCCCUGCCCUGGCGACUGGUAACACUGUGGUGAUGAAAGUGGCAGAGCAGACGCCGCUCACAGCACUCUAUGUGGCCAACCUCAUUAAAGAGGUGGGUUUUCCUGAAGGUGUUGUGAAUAUCUUGGCGGGCAUGGGACCAUCAGCCGGCGCUGCCAUCGCAGGGCACAUGGAUGUUGACAAGUUGGCCUUCACCGGAUCCACAGAGGUCGGUCAUCUGAUCCAGCAGGCGUCAGGCAGCAGUAACCUGAAGAGAGUCACUCUGGAGCUGGGAGGAAAGAGUCCGAAUAUCAUCCUGUCUGACGCCAACAUGGAAGAUGCAGUGGAGCAGGCCCACUUUGGGCUGUUUUUCAACCAAGGCCAGUGUUGCUGUGCCGGCUCCCGAACCUUUGUCCAAGCAGACAUCUACGACGAGUUUGUGGAGCGCAGCGUAGAGCGAGCUCGGAAACGAGUGGUGGGAAACCCCUUUGACUUGAAGACCGAGCAGGGACCUCAGGUGGAUCAGGAGCAGUUCAACAAGAUUCUGGGCUACAUCAGCAGCGGGAAGAGAGAGGGAGCCAAGCUGAUGUGUGGAGGAGGAGUGGCUGCGGACAGAGGAUACUUCAUCCAACCUACUGUGUUCGGAGAUGUCCAGGACAACAUGACCAUUGCCAGGGAGGAGAUCUUUGGUCCAGUGAUGCAGAUCAUGAAGUUUAAAACACUGGAGGAGGUGGUGACGAGAGCCAACGAUACUAAAUACGGUCUGGCCGCCGCUGUGUUUACUAAGGACAUCGAUAAGGCCAACUAUGUCUCCAACGGGCUCCGCGCCGGAACAGUCUGGGUCAACUGUUACGACGUGUUUGCUGCUCAGGCUCCGUUCGGAGGUUACAAGUCUUCCGGUAACGGCAGAGAGCUCGGAGAGUACGGAUUGGACAACUACACUGAAGUCAAAACGGUGAUCAUCAAGGUACCGCAGAAGAAUUCGUAGACUUGUGCAGUGAGCACUGUCACACCGUCCACCCAUCUUAACAUACCACCUGAUUCAACAUAAUCAAAACUAUGAAAACAUAAUCUCUAUUUGUAAACUGUGACAUUUAUACAUUUUCAUAAUAAAUGCAUUUAAGCUUG
Messenger RNA from Anoplopoma fimbria (sablefish), 1774 nucleotides. RefSeq names its product aldehyde dehydrogenase, mitochondrial-like. Gene Ontology annotation, molecular function: aldehyde dehydrogenase (NAD+) activity. NCBI's taxonomy places the organism in Eukaryota, Metazoa, Chordata, Actinopteri, Perciformes, Anoplopomatidae. The record is from RefSeq and is a predicted model, not a curated record.